This is a messenger RNA of Metarhizium album ARSEF 1941, 1077 nucleotides long. RefSeq names its product Glutamine synthetase (Glutamate--ammonia ligase) (GS). Gene Ontology annotation, molecular function: glutamine synthetase activity. Lineage: Eukaryota; Fungi; Ascomycota; Sordariomycetes; Hypocreales; Clavicipitaceae. Gene Ontology annotation, cellular component: cytoplasm. The transcript has 7 exons. The coding region runs from base 1 to 1077 and encodes 358 amino acids. The record is from RefSeq and is a predicted model, not a curated record.
AUGGCGAACCGAGAAGUUUUGUCCUCCCGAACGGAGACUCUCAACAAGUACCUGAAGCUCGACCAAAAGGGCUCCAUCAUGGCCGAAUACGUCUGGGUGGACGCCAGCGGCGAGACUCGAUCAAAAUCGAGGACACUCGAGGAGAAGGAGUACAAGCCUGAAGAUCUCCCCGUUUGGAAUUUCGAUGGUUCCUCCACCGAACAGGCUCCCGGCGAGAACUCGGACGUCUACCUGCGUCCCUGUGCCGUCUAUCCCGAUCCCUUCCGCGGCUCCCCCAACAUCAUUGUCCUUGCUGAGUGCUGGAACGCCGACGGCACGCCCAACAAGUUCAACUUCCGUUAUGAGUGCAACAAGGUGAUGGAGGCCAACGCCGAGCACGAGCCUUGGUUCGGCCUCGAGCAGGAGUAUACUCUGCUUGAUCAUGAUGGUCGCCCUUACGGCUGGCCCGUUGGCGGUUUCCCAGCUCCCCAGGGUCCUUACUACUGCGGCGUUGGCAGUGGCAAGGUUGUUAUGCGCGACAUUGUCGACUCUCACUACAAGGCCUGCCUCUACGCUGGAAUUCACAUCUCAGGCACCAACGCUGAAGUGAUGCCCGGCCAGUGGGAGUACCAAGUCGGCCCAUGUGUCGGUAUCAGCAUGGGUGACGAACUUUGGAUUUCACGAUUUAUGCUCGCCCGAGUCGCAGAGGACUAUGGUGUGAAGGUCUCAUUCCACCCCAAACCUAUGAGCGGAAACUGGAAUGGAGCUGGUUUGCAUAGCAACUUUAGUACAAAAGAAAUGCGCGUUGAGGGUGGCAUGAAGUUCAUUGAAGAUGCUCUCAAGAAGCUCGAACCCCACCACAUCGAGUGUAUCAAGGAGUACGGAGAGGACAAUGACCUGCGUCUCACUGGAAGUCACGAGACUGGUUCCAUUGAUCAGUUUACUUGGGGUGUUGCCAACCGCGGCUGCUCUAUCCGAAUCCCCCGGGAGACUGCUGCCAAGGGCUAUGGCUACUUUGAAGACCGCCGACCCGCGUCCAAUGCCGAUCCUUACCGUGUCACCAAGAUUCUUAUGACGUCGAUAUUCGGCAAGUUGUAA